Perognathus longimembris pacificus (Pacific pocket mouse) is the source of this 3035-nucleotide messenger RNA. RefSeq names its product prolyl-tRNA synthetase 2, mitochondrial (gene Pars2). Gene Ontology annotation, molecular function: proline-tRNA ligase activity; ATP binding. Bases 914 to 2344 code for a protein of 476 amino acids. NCBI's taxonomy places the organism in Eukaryota, Metazoa, Chordata, Mammalia, Rodentia, Heteromyidae. Gene Ontology annotation, cellular component: cytoplasm; mitochondrion. The record is from RefSeq and is a predicted model, not a curated record. Gene Ontology annotation, biological process: prolyl-tRNA aminoacylation. The transcript has 3 exons.
GGUGUGGACCGCUGUUGAGUGAGGGCAGCACUUCCGCCCCGGUCGGCCUCGAUCGGUGGUCGUGAGAGUCCCUGCCAGCCCGCUUAGUGAACGAGCCUAGCUGCCCAUUUUAUGAUGGAGAAAACUCGUCGGGAAGUGGUGACUGGACCAAGGUCAUCCCUGGCGUGCCGGUGCUGUUACCUGACGCCAGGUCCAUGAUGGAAACUGGAGAUUUGGAGGCCCGUUUUUUGGCCUCCAGGGGUGGAUCUACUCCCGUUGCUGUCGCCUGACACAAGUGACUUCACAACUCAGAGCCUAUGAUUUGGCUAUAAUAAUAGCAAACACUCCAUGGCACUUCCAAGCACUGUUGUAAACUCUUUGAGUACGGCUUUCUUGAUUGGAUCCGGGCAGCUGGGCUGGAAGGGCUGACUGCCCUUCAACAAGGCUGGUGCUCUGUAAAAAUGUUGUGAGUGAUUGACCAGCUUUGCACAAGUCUGAAGACACACUUCAGUUUCUAUGUUUGAUGAUAGAUUUGAAAGUUAAGGUUAUACUAAUUCCUUUUGUGUAAGGAGAGGGGCUGGAUGGAACCUGAGGGCUUAAAUCUCUUAUUUGAAUUCUGUAACUAAUUAUGAUACCCCCUUUCCAUUUCAGUUAUUAAUAUGUUUGGUCAAGAAAUGUCAAUAGUAGCCUAUAUAUUAGGCAUUGUGCUACACCCUGAAAUACAUCAAUGUGGAAAACCGCAUGAACUCAGUUUUUAGUGGAGGAUUAGGACAUGAAAUGAUGCAUCCCCAGUACCUGACAUAUAGUGGCAUCUCAAAACAGUUGUGGAAGUGGUUCCAUUUCCUGUGCAGGAGUGUGCAGAGGGAGUAACUUCCUGUGUGGAAGAGGAGGAGAAAGCUGCUUGUAGUAUCAGGCUUCCCUGGGAAGGACUGUCAUGGAAGGGCUACUGACAAAAUGCAGGGCAUUGUCUGCCCUGGCUGCCUGCAAUCACCAGCUCUCCAGAUACGUUCCCCACAGGUGUCACCACUGUGCCCCAGGGAAAGGGCAGCGCUUGGUACUGUCUCAAAUGUUCCAGCCACAGAACUUUCGGGAAGACCAGAUGCCUGUCCUGGAGGGCAAAUCUGAUAGCUUGACCUGUAAGAGCCAGCGACUGAUGCUGCAGGUGGGCCUGAUCCUCCCGGCCAGCCCCGGCUGCUACCACCUCCUGCCAUACACCGUCCGCGCCAUGGAGAAGCUUGUGCGGGUGAUAGACCAGGAGAUGCAAGCCAUUGGGGGACAGAAAGUCAACAUGCCCAGCCUCUGCCCAGCAGAGCUCUGGCAAGCCACCAGCCGCUGGGACCUGAUGGGCAAAGAGCUGCUUAAACUGAGAGACAGGCACGGCAAAGAAUACUGCUUAGGACCCACACAUGAGGAAGCCGUGACAACCCUGGUUGCCUCCCAGAAGAAUCUGUCCUACAAACAGCUCCCCUUCCUGCUCUACCAGGUGACAAGGAAGUUUCGGGACGAGCCCAGGCCCCGCUUCGGUCUUCUCCGUGGCCGGGAGUUCUACAUGAAAGAUAUGUACACCUUCGACUCCUCACCAGAGGCUGCCCAGAAGACCUACAGGCUGGUGUGCAAUGCCUACUGCAGCCUAUUUGACAGGCUGGGGCUGCCAUUUCUCCAGGCCCAGGCAGAUGUGGGCAGUAUUGGGGGCAUGCUAUCUCACGAGUUCCAGCUCCCGGCAGAUGUUGGAGAGGACAAGCUUGCAGUCUGUCCCAGCUGCAACUUCUCAGCCAACCUAGAGCUGCUGGGCCUGUCGCAAAUAAACUGCCCUACCUGUCAGGGCCCACUGACACAAACCAAAGGCAUCGAGGUGGGGCACACGUUCUAUUUGGGUACCAAAUACUCCUCCAUUUUCAAUGCCCAGUUUACCAAUGCCUAUGGCAAACCAUCCUUGGCUGAAAUGGGUUGCUAUGGCUUGGGGGUAACACGGAUCUUGGCCGCUGCCAUUGAAAUAUUUUCUACAGAAGACUGCAUCCGCUGGCCCAGCCUCCUGGCUCCUUACCAAGUCUGCCUCAUUCCCCCUAAGAAGGGUAGCAAGGAGGCAGAGGCCACCGAGCUCACCGGGCACCUAUACGAUCACAUCACAGAGGUGAUACCUCAGCUCUGUGGAGAGGUUGUGCUGGACGACAGGACUCAUCUGACCAUUGGAAACAGGCUAAAAGACGCCGACAAGUUGGGCUACCCCUUUGUGAUAAUCGCCGGCAAGAGGGCCCUGGAGGCCCCCGCACACUUUGAGGUUUGGUGCCAGAACACUGGCAAGGUAGUCUUCCUCACCCAAGAGGGGGUUGUGGAGUUACUGAGGAGCCACGUGCAGGUUGUCUAAGUGCCACAGCCCUCCUCCAUCCCACAGCCAACAUGACCACUUGCGCUACACUUGCUCCACUCCUCCUGUCUCCUCUCUGUAUGCCAUUCCGUUUGUAGUCCAUUCUGAAAGCUUCUGUGAGGCAAGGGGCAUGAAAGAGGCUUGAGUCUGGUCUUGGCUCUUGGGUGAGUCAUUUCCCUUCUCAACUCAGUUUCCCUGUGCAUAGGAGGGGAAUGUUGAUGGCCAAGGACUGGCUACUUCUCCCACCCCAUCCUAGAGUCUGACCCAGUGAAGCAUGAGGAAAGCCAGGUGCUGGUGGCUCAUACCUGUAAAAAAGAAAAGAAAAAAGAAACAUGAGGUAAGCUGAGGGUGGAGGGAAAGAACCCAGAGAUUUGCUGCUACCAGCUCAAAGGUUACUUAACACACCCACUCCCUGCCAGUCCUCAGUUUCCUCAUCUGUAAUAUAAGGAGGUGGAGGUAUAUCGAUCCGUAAAGUCCUUGCAGCUGUCACCAGGUGUUUCCUUGAAGUUCAUGAUUAACAGGCCUGGUUUCUCUAGUCCUCCAGGGGCUGAGAUUCCUGCAAACUUCACUGCGCCUUUGCAGUGGCCUCUUCCUGAGAUCAUGUUCUAUUGAUUGAAUAAAGUCACAUUAUUAGAAUGGGUCAUUGAUAUUCAUUUGAAACAAAAAUAACAGCUACUGUUUUAACCAUUCA